AAUCAAGUCCACCUGAAGAGAGAGGUAUCGUCAUCACUCCUGUGUAACCACGACCUUGCUGUCUCCAUGAACGCGAUACACGCAAUACUCGUGCGAUAGACUCGAGGAAGAUCAGUACCGUGGUCUGGGCCAGUCCUUUCCGUGAAAAAAUCCGGCAUCAUGUUCCGCAACACAUACGACAGCGACAACACAGUCUUCUCGCCGCAAGGGCGUCUACAUCAAGUCGAGUACGCGUGCGAAGCCGUCAAACAAGGCUCAUGCGUUGUUGGUCUGCGCUCCAAGACACAUGCCGUGCUCGUAGCGCUCAAGCGCGCGCCGUCCGAGCUGGCUAGCUAUCAGAAGAAGAUGCUCAGGAUCGACAAUCAUAUCGGUAUUGGUUUUGCGGGCCUCACGAGUGACGCAAGGGUGCUGAGCAACUACAUGCGUCAAUUAGCGCUUUCCUCGCGCCUUAUCUACUCGCGACCCCUUCCCCUCUCCCGCAUCAUCUCCUCUCUUGCCGACCGAGCGCAGCUUAACACAAUGCAGUAUGGCAAGCGCCCGUACGGCGUCGGCUUCCUCGUCAUUGGCGUCGAUGGGACCGGCCCGCACCUAUACGAGUUCAGCCCGACGGGUAACUGCUUCGAAUACUUUGCGAUGAGCCUCGGUGCGCGCAGUCAGAGCAGCAAGACCUAUCUUGAGAGACAUCUGGACGACAUGGAUGCUCUCGAUCGCGACGCGCUCAUCAUCAAGGGCCUCCAGGCACUGCGAGAGAGUCUACAGCAAGGCAAGGAUCUCGAGCUCGACGCCAUCUCCAUCGCAGUUGUCGGGCCCGGCGCAGACGCAGACGCUUCUUCGCCCGCCUCGCGAGGCGCCGAUAAACUCAGGAUCUAUGAGGGCAAGGAUAUCAGGCAGUGGAUGGACCAGCUUCCGCCACGGACCGCGCCGGGAGCCACAACUGCGACUGCGGCUGCGCCUUCGAGCACGGCAAUUGGUGACGCAGGUGCGGACGCUACAGUGCCAGGUGCGGGCGGAAAUGCAACGGACGGCGAUGUGCAGAUGGAUGAGUGAACGAUAAACAUCAAAGAAGCAAUGACGCAGGCAAUGCAUACAAUGUUGCUGUGAUGUGAAUUGUUUAGUCUACAGAGUGAUUUCAAAUGCAAAUGCGUGUUGG
Tilletiaria anomala UBC 951 is the source of this 1150-nucleotide messenger RNA. Its product is annotated as putative PRE5-20S proteasome subunit. Gene Ontology annotation, biological process: ubiquitin-dependent protein catabolic process. The record is from RefSeq and is a predicted model, not a curated record. NCBI's taxonomy places the organism in Eukaryota, Fungi, Basidiomycota, Exobasidiomycetes, Georgefischeriales, Tilletiariaceae. Gene Ontology annotation, cellular component: nucleus; proteasome core complex, alpha-subunit complex; proteasome core complex. The transcript has 6 exons. Bases 160 to 1047 code for a protein of 295 amino acids.